Molecule: messenger RNA, 1082 nt
Organism: Paraphaeosphaeria sporulosa
Lineage: Eukaryota; Fungi; Ascomycota; Dothideomycetes; Pleosporales; Didymosphaeriaceae
Product: replication factor-a protein
Exons: 4
Coding region: 66-872 (268 amino acids)
Biological process (GO): double-strand break repair via homologous recombination; nucleotide-excision repair; DNA replication
Cellular component (GO): DNA replication factor A complex; chromosome, telomeric region; site of double-strand break
Molecular function (GO): DNA binding
Source: RefSeq, a predicted model, not a curated record
CUUGCAGCAUUUGAUCAACGCGUCGAACACCAUACCACCAGAGCACACGCUAUACACAGCACACGAUGAGUUACAACAAUUACGAAACCUCGUACACUUCGUACAAUGCAGGUGGAGGCGGCGGUGGCGGUGGAUUUAUGCCCGAUGGCAGCCAGAACAGCCCUAGUAGAGGACGAGAAAAUGCUCAAGACUCGCUCCGCCCCGUGACCAUAAAGCAAAUUCUCGACGCACAGCCUGAUGCAUCCGGCGACGAUUUCAAGAUUGAUGGCAACAAGAUCUCACAGCUCACUUUUGUCGGACAAAUACGCAACAUCGCUACGCAAACCACGAACAUCACAUACAAGCUCGAUGACGGUACUGGCAGCAUCGAGGUGAAGCAAUGGAACGAUGCCGACGCGAUGGAGGCGAGUCCCCUUAAAUCAAAGCUUGUAGAAGGAGCUUACUGCAGGGCUUGGGGAAAGUUGAAGAGCUUCCACGACCGACGGCAUGUCAACGCGCAGAUCAUUCGUCCAGUCGAGGACAUGAACGAAGUCCAAUAUCACCUGCUCGAAGCCACAGCAGUCCACCUACACUUUACUCGCGGACCUCCGGGUGCAUCCGAGAACGCAGGCAGUGCCGCGCCAACAAAUGGCGCUGUCCAUCAGACAGGAGCUGGAUCAACUCUUGCGGGAGUUAGUAACUUGGGUCAGCGAGUCUACAAGUUUUUGCAGAGUCACCCAGACAACAACGAAGGCGUCAACUAUCAGGUCAUUGCCUCUCAGAUUGGUGUCGAUACUGUGGAAGUGGGCAGGGCGGGUGACGAACUGCUCGAAGCUGGUCUUAUAUACACCACGCUCGAUGAUAUGACGUGGGCGUUGCUCGACACAGCGUGAAUAUUUGGAUGUGCGCAGGCGGCGACAGAAAAACGAGGUGCGAAUCAUGUACAGCCAAGAUUGGGCAGAGCACAGCAAAGUACGGCGAAGAUUGUACCUAGUAGGUGCGUGGUUUCAGCCCACAUUUACGCACAUAACUAUCGACGGUUCUGCGCGUUCGUAGAUAAAAACAAUAUGCAAGCUGCGACAAUAGUUGUCGCCACCACUGUA